This is a messenger RNA of Entamoeba invadens IP1, 3126 nucleotides long. RefSeq lists its product as hypothetical. The transcript is spliced from 2 exons. The record is from RefSeq and is a predicted model, not a curated record. The coding region runs from base 1 to 3126 and encodes 1041 amino acids. Lineage: Eukaryota; Evosea; Mastigamoebida; Endamoebidae.
AUGAUCAAAACCAACAAAAAUGAUGUGGUCCAAAGUAAAGCAAUAUCAAACUGGGUAUCGGUCAUAAUCAAAGAACCCCCAAUCGACAUCAUUUCACUGACAAUUAAUGCGAUGGUCACAUUAUUGGAAACAUUAAGUGGGACUAAAUGCCCUUACAAAUAUGAUAAAAACCCCAAAACAAAGUUUUCGCAUAUUGGCAAUUUGGAUUGUUUUGUUCAAUUUGCAAUUUCUCUGGGUGUCAAGGUGUAUGGCAUCAAUGGUACAGAUUUAAUGGAUAAAAAUAUUCGGACAUAUUUGGCUUUGUACAACGGCAUUAUAAAUCGCUUUGUCAUGAUCAACGCAAAGGAACUUAAAAUCAUUCACCAGUGGUUUGGUAACUUAAUAGGGCAACCCAUUCGAUCAACAAAAGACUGGGGAAAUAAGAAAACACUAACUAAAUUAUUAAGGUGUGACACCCCAUUUCAGAGACUUACUGAAAUUGGAGUGCCCACAAUUGUCGAAGAACAAGACUUUGGAAAGGACGACUUCUCAAUGAAUUUGUUGCUUGUCUACAUCUAUGAAAAAAGAAUUAACAUUGAUGUGAUGCACAAAGAAAUGUUCAUUGAUUUCACUGGAGAUAAACGCAUAGUUGAAGGCACUGUCGAAGAACUCAAGAUCAUUAAAACUGGAACUUUGAUUAAACCCACUUUAAUUGAUGCAACAAAAAACACUCCAGUUGUUGUCGAGGAAAAGGAAAGUGAAUUGAAGUCUCAAGUCACAAAACUCAGUCAGAAAGACUCGACAUCCACUUUUAGUUCAAGUGAAGAGGAUGACAAUUCCCCACGAUAUAUUGAAGAUGAAUCAAAUGAGAAAAUUAAGAAGGAAGAAAGGAAGAAAAACGUUGGACAUCAUUCAAAAGAGAAAAAUUUAUUAAACACUCAGCGCAUAAGUAACAAUCAAACACUGAACACUGUCCAACCAAAAGUCGAGAAAAUUGAAAUUAUUCCGCCAAAGAAUUUAACAAAAGAAAUCAAAGAAAGUGAUAUUAAACUUGUUGAAACAAACAUUCAACCUCCUAUAGAGAAAAAUGAAGUAAAGCCAAUUUCAGAGACAAACAGAAAAGAGAAUUUCAUUCGAGAAAAUUUACUGAUAGCAAGAAAUCUGCAUCAAAACGAAAUAGCACAUAAAUCCCUUCCAAAUAUUUUGCAUUUGGUAGAACCAAUAAAACACACUGAAGUGGAACAGAAUCGCCAAUUAGUCGAACAAAAAGUCUUGGACGAAGUCGAAACACCACAAGAAGUUUUUCAUGAAAAAGAAGAAAUACCAAAACUAAGUGAAAAAGAAAUUGAGAAGGUAAUAACAAAAGAUGAAGAAAUGCAACAAAACGUCAUUGAAAAACAAGAAGAUAUAAUUCUUGUGGAAAAAGAACAACACAAAGAAAUUCAAGAAGAUGUAAACUUUACAAUUAUAGAAGAAACAAAAGAAAUCCCAAAUAAGAAAAAUCCAUUAACUUUUAAUGAAGAAAAUUUACACCACGAAGUAACUGAAAAGGAAUUGCCACCACCUCCAGUGUUGGAUUCUUCAUAUUUAGAGAGUCUAAAUAACGAAGAGGAAGUCAAAUACACUCCAUUGGGGUUACCUCCUCAAAUUCCACAGGAAUGUCACAAAGAGGAACAAAAGGCGCUUCAAAAAGAGAUAGUGAACACCAGAGUUGAAACACAAGUUGAAACUCCUGUUGUUUGUGAGAAAGAAAGUGGUACAAAAACAGUGCCUGAAACAAUCAAACAAAUAAGAGAAGGUGAGAAACUAGACACUUUUUCAACACAAACGGAUGUAUCACAAGAGUGUACAAUUGCACCACAAAUUGAAGAGAUAAAAACACCCAAAGAGGUCAUUGAAACAAAACCAAUUGAAGUUCCUAUUGCACCACAAAAGACGGUUACAGUCGAAGGUUCGCCGACCGUGAAAGCAAUUGUGAAUCCAAUUCAUAUUCCCCCUCUAUUGACACAAGAGAACCAUUUAAAAGACGAUGAGUACUUGGAACAAGACGAAGACUUCAUUAAAGAGACUGAACAACAAAUAACUGGUCGUCAAAAAUCACACGUGUCGACCUCAAGCGAUUCAUAUACUGUAUCAGCCAUCGCACAAUUGGCUAUCUCAAAAAGUGCGCAAGAUGUCACAAAGUGUAAUCCACUCAAUACCGACAAAACAGAGGAGGUGUCGCCAGUAAUGAUCACUAUAGUCCCACAAAACACAAACGGAAAAGAGGAAGAAUUAGCAAAGAAGAAAAAGAUCAAAAAGAUCGACUUUACACGACCAAGAAUAUUGGCGAUGUCUCAAGACACUAUGCCAGACAGUCCCGGAAGAAAUCGGAUUGCUUCACUCGGGAACUCUUCCCCAAGAAAUACAGACACCGGUAAAUUCAAGGCUGCAGGAGCUCUUUCUUGUAUUCAACGACAACGGAAUAACACCUAUUUAAAGGAAGAAUAUAUCAAUCCCUCAAUUCUGACUACGCCACGUGGAAUGCUAUUAAAAGACCAACGUGUUGAAGGGGAUCGACUCUUCAAAAUGGAAGUGGAGAAUAAAAUUCGAAUGGAACACGACAUGGCGAAGAUCAGAACAUUUGAGGAGAAGAAGAAUGAGUUUUUGAGGUCUGUUGAUCCAAAUUAUCUGAUCAAGUCGUAUUUCGACGAGUUGAAAGGGUGGGUCGGCAAAGAGGAAUUUACUAUUGUGUUUGAUUCAAUGAAAACAAAUGCAUUUGAUCCUGCGGGGUUAUCUGACUUAAUGGUCAUUUGUGUUGGUAAGAAUAUGAAUAUCUUCGGGUGGUACAAUUCAAAAAAAGUGCCCGAAAGUGGAUUUAUUAAAAACGACCCAAAACACUUUAUGUUCACCCUUCAAAAUCAACUCAAUGUGCAACCGUCACAAAUCUUCCCAAUGAAAAAGCGUUGUUUCACGUUUGGUGUUGACGACGCGCCUUCAUUUUAUUUAAAAAAGACAUUAAAGGUCAUGAAGAAAGAAAAGGUGUAUGUGGUCGAAAUGGGAAUGAAGUUCAAACAAAGAUAUAAAGACUUUACACUUGCGGGAGAUGGUCUUUUUAUAAACAAAGACAACGUCCUUGAAAAGGUGAUAAUUGUUCAGUGGAAAUAA